This is a messenger RNA of Sipha flava (yellow sugarcane aphid), 726 nucleotides long. RefSeq names its product piggyBac transposable element-derived protein 3-like. The coding region runs from base 1 to 726 and encodes 241 amino acids. The record is from RefSeq and is a predicted model, not a curated record. The transcript has a single exon. NCBI's taxonomy places the organism in Eukaryota, Metazoa, Arthropoda, Insecta, Hemiptera, Aphididae.
AUGGGUAGAGGCACUGCAUUUAAAGUUACCACGGAUAUGAAUCAUUGUAAUAUAGGACUAGUAAAAUGGUUUGAUAAUAAAGCAGUUACUCUUGGUUCUAAUUACGUAACAUCUGGGGAUGUUGACAAAGUUGAGCGUUGGGACAAAAAGAAAAAGGCAUAUGUAGAAAUCGAAAGACCAGAAAUUGUGAGAAGAUAUGAUUCAAUGGGCGGUGUUGACAAAAUGGAUCAGUUGAUCAGUUACUAUCGUAUUUUAAUUAGAUCGCGAAAAUGGACAUUACGAAUGGCUAUGCAUGCAUUCGAUAUUGCCAUUACAAACAGUUGGAUUCAAUAUACCAAAGAGGCUGAGCAGUUGAAUAUCCCUAAAAAAAAUGUAUUAGAUUUAUUACAUUUUAGAAUAAAUUUAGCGAAAGAUUUGAUAACUUUCGAAAAGCCAAUAACACCAAAACGUAAAGGACGUCCGUUGUCAACCCCAUCAAAUGAAUCAGUAAAUGAACCAUCUCAAACGUACAAAAUACCAAAAGUAGACUCUCAAAGACCCACAGAAGCAGUUAGAACAGAUACUAUUGACCAUCUACCAGAAUUAGAUGAUAGGAAAUAUGCCACAAAAUGUAAAAACAAAAAGAGUGAAGGACGAAGAACCCACGUGUAUUGUUUAAAGUGCAAUGUCCAUCUUUGUCUCGACAAAAAAAGUAAUUAUUUUAAAAAUUUUCAUGUUAACAAAUAA